AUGCAGCACCUAAUGGGAAUCGAGGGAGUGAUAGUAAAUCUUGUGCAAGAGAUCACGGAGGCGGUGUCAGAUAUGAUUAAGCCAACAAUAGCAGAAGACGUGCGGGAGGGGGGGCACAAGAAUCUAUUGGAAGGAGACAGGAAGAUGCAAAUGCAAGUGAAAUCAAAGCUAGAGUUCUCGAAGAGGGAGCUUUAUUUUCUUUUGAAGCUGAUUCCAGAUUUGAUACAACUCUAA
Prunus armeniaca (apricot) is the source of this 234-nucleotide messenger RNA. The record is from the annotation of a GenBank genome assembly. NCBI's taxonomy places the organism in Eukaryota, Viridiplantae, Streptophyta, Magnoliopsida, Rosales, Rosaceae.